Messenger RNA from Gopherus flavomarginatus (Mexican gopher tortoise), 2708 nucleotides. Its product is annotated as nck-associated protein 1-like. NCBI's taxonomy places the organism in Eukaryota, Metazoa, Chordata, Testudines, Testudinidae. The record is from RefSeq and is a predicted model, not a curated record. Gene Ontology annotation, biological process: cell projection assembly; cortical actin cytoskeleton organization; cell morphogenesis. Gene Ontology annotation, cellular component: SCAR complex.
AUGCUACAGGAAGACACUGGGUGUCCGCAGGUCCUAACAGACAAAGUCCAGACAACUGGGCUGUUCCUACCUUAUCCAAGGGACUGGUUCCUCACCGUCGCCCGGGACCGGUUUCACACCAUCGCCCGCAACUGCUUCUCCGCUAUUCGAGUGCGUUGCACCAUUGUGCCUUCCAGGGUUGCUCACACUGCGUCUCCGCUGAGGCCCCCGGUGAAGUCACUGCCCGUGAACUACGACCUCACCAAGAACUACCUGGACCUGGUGGUGACCUACACGUCUGUCAUCCUGUUGCUGUCACGUAUCGAGGACCGCAAAGCCCUGAUUGGGAUGUACAACUGUGCCCAUGAGAUGAUCCAGGGCAGCGGCGACCCCUGCUACGCUCGGCUGGCCCAGAUGGUGCUGGAGUAUGACACCCCACUCAAGGAACUCACAGAGGAGUUCAGGCCUCACACCAAGGCUGUCACCAGUGCACUUCUGUCUCUCCAUUUCCUCUUUGUCCGGAGGAACCAGUCAGCCGAGCAGUGGCGCAGCGACCAGCUCCUGAGCCUGAUCAGCAACUCGGCCACCAUGCUGAGCCUGGCCAGCUCGGAUGUUACGGCCUGCGAGUACCUGUCACUAGAGGUGAUCGAGCGCUGGAUACUGAUUAGCUUCCUCCUGUGCCACGGCUGCCUGAGCUCGAACCCGCAGUGCCUGGAGCUGUGGAAGCUGGGCCUGCAGGGCUCGCCCUACAUCAGCCUCAUCCACGACAAUGCCCUGCAGCUCCACAAGGUCACCGAGGAGUUCUUCGGCCGUCUGAAAGGGUACGGGAAGCCGGCGACUGAUGUCAAGGAGUGCAAGGAGCACGCUGUGACACACAGUGGCCAGUUGCACCGGAACCUGCGGGCUUUCCUACGCAACGCAGUGCGGGAGCUGGAGGUGCUGCUGAGCCACCAGCCGGGGCUGCUGGGCCCUAAGGCUCUCUGCGUCUUCGUGGCGCUCUCCUUGUGCCGCGACGAGGUGAACUGGCUGGUGCGUCAUGCUGAGCAUGUCACCGAGACCCCUGAGGACUACGCUGCCAGUCACAUCGCCAAGCUGCUGUUCCUCAUGGAGCAGCUGCGUACCCUGGUGCACAGGCAUGGCCCAGUGAUCCAGCGCUACCACAUCCAGUACCUGGCUCGCUUCGACGCCCUGCUGCUCAGCGAUAUCAUCCAGAAUCUGACCGUCUGCCCUGAGGAGGAGUCCAUCGUCAUGUCAUCCUUCGUCAGCACCCUGUCAUCUCUCGCCUUGAAACAAGCUACGCAGCUGGUUCUCUUUCCUGCAGUGGACAAAAAGGAGAAGUUCGACUUCUCAGGGCUUUGCCUGGACUAGCUCCGGCUGCAGGCUUACAGCAGUGUGGCCAAGGCCCCCAUGCAGCUGCGCGAGAGCCCGGACAUGGGCCGUGUGAUGAACCUCAUCAUGUUCCACUCCAAAAUGCUGGACUCACUGGAGGAGUUGGUAGUGGAGACUUCGGACCUGUCGGCCUUCUGUUUCUACAUCCGUCCCUUCGAGAAGCUGUUUAUUCUGACCAUGGAGGAGCCGGCUAUGCUGCGCUUCACCAUCGUCUUCCCGCUCGUCUGCAGCCACUUUGCCCGCUGCACCCACCCCAUGUGUCCAGAGGAGUAUCCCCACCUGAAGGGCUGCAGCCUGGGUCUAUGCAACAGCUUCCUGGAAGAGAUCGCCAAGCAGGCUGCCAACUGCGUCAUGGGCACAUGUGCCGAGCAGCGCAAACUCAGUGAGCAGCUGCUGCCCAAACACUGCGCCUCCACCAUCAGCAAGGCCCAGAACAAGAAGGCCCAGAAGCAGCCCCCCAAGAAGGGGGAGCCGGAGCGGGACAAGCCAGGGGCUGAGAGCCAGAGGAAGGACCGGAUCAUGGUGAGCAACAUGGACAAGCUGCACCAGGGGCUGGGCGAGCUCUCCCUGAGCAUCAACCACGUCCCCAGCUUCACCGUGUUCGAGCACAUGGUCACACCGUCCGAAUACCUCAGCAGCCACCUGGAGACGCAGCUCAACAGAUCCUUCGUGUGGAUGGCCAGCUACAACCAGGCUACGCAGGAGAUUGCGUGGCCCUCUGAGGUGCUGGCUGGCCUGCGCUCCUACCUUGCCUUCAUCCAGUCACUGGGGCAGUUCACGUGCGUGGACUCCAGCUGCAUCAUCCACAAUGUCCUGCUUCAGCAGACACAACCCCUGGACUCAAGCAGGGAGCAGACCCUCACCACCAUCUACACCAACUGGUACCUGGAGGUGCUGCUGCGCCAGGCCAGCACUGGGGCCAUUGUGCUGUCCCCAGCCAUGCAGGCCUUCAUCAGUGUCCCCAGGGAGUGGGAGCAGAGUUUCAGUGCAGAGGAGUUUUCAGACAUCUCAGAGAUGCGGGCGCUGGCCGAGCCUGGUCCCUAUGGCAUGAAGUUCCUGAGCGACAACCUCAUGUGGCACGUCACCUCGCAGGUGGUGGAGCUGAAGAAGUUGGUGAGUGAGAACAUGGACGUGCUGGUGCAGAUCCGCUCCAACUUCUACAAACCAGAGCAGAUGGUAUCACUGCUGCCCAGGCUGACGUCUGCUGACGAUGUGCUGAAAAGAAUGACCAUCAUCGGGGAGAUCCUGAGCUUCCGCUCCAUGGCACAGAGUGGGCUGCUGAGGUCUUCUCCAACCGCUGCCCGUUCCUGACGGGCCCUAUCGAGUGGCUGAAGGACUUC